CUGCGCUGUGCUUUGUUCAGCAAAAGUCCUUGAACCUCGAGCAUAUUAUUCAGAUCACCAAGUCACCCAGCUGAAUAAUAAGCUGACGUCUGCAACUAAACGACUACUACUAUAGAGUGAUGAUGUCACAAGAUUAUCCUCCAACCAUCGCCGAGCUGACGACCCCGUGUUUCCUGGUUGAUAUACUGCGGGCCAAACUAAACGCAAGUCGUAUGUUGGAGAGAUGCGAGAAUCUAGGAGUGCAGUUGAGACCGCACAUGAAAACACACAAGACUGUAGAACUUGCAUUACUCCAGACAGGAGGGAAUAAAAGUCGGAUUGUUGUGUCCACACUGAAGGAAGCAGAAUUCUAUGCCACUAACGGGUUUGAUGAUAUUCUGUAUGGAUGUCCAAUAACUGCGCAUCACAUACCAAGAUGUACAAAACUGGCGGUCAGUCGCCAGCUCCACCUGCUGUAUGACUCGCACGAGGCGAUCAGCGCUCUCCACAACUCGCCUGUAGGAGACGGCAGGGCGUGGUCGGUGUUUCUGGCGGUGGACACGGGCAAUGACAGAGAGGGGGCACUCUGGAAUAGCGAUGAGGCGGUGCAGUUGGCUAAAGAAGCGGCUGAGAGUGAACAUAUCAGUUUCCAGGGCAUCUAUUCGCAUGACGGCCACUCGUACAGAUGUAGAGGAGUAGAUGAGGUGAAGAAGUUAGCAGAAGAGACAGCCAAUAAAAUGUUGUUUCUUAAAAACAGACUUCUCAAAGAAGGAAUCGAUUGUGUCACUACUGGAGUCGGCUCAACGCCAUCUUGUAUCAAUCCGCCGGAUGUGUUCUCCUCAUUAUCCGUCUUCCACCCGGGAAACUAUAUUUUCUUUGACUACAACCAGCAGUUCAUGCAGGUGUGUGGUUUUGAGGAGAUAGCGUGCCGAGUAGCAACCCGGGUUAUCAGUCACAGUGCGACAGGCGACCAUCUACUGGUGGAUUGCGGCUUCCUGGGACUCAGCCAUGAUGGUAUUGCGAUACAGCAGCAACUCCCGUAUGGAUUUUGUGCUUUCCAAGAUCAGCCUAACCUAAGAAUGGUGAGAAUGACCCAGGAGUUGGGUAAAGUGGAAGACGUAAAUGGAAAAGUGGAUUUUGAGAAAUACCCAAUUGGAAAGAUACUUUACAUAUACCCAUGGCACUCUUGUGCUACAGCUGCGAUGUAUUCGGAGUAUUUCGUCCACGAAGGCGACGCGGUGGUCGGAGUGUACAAACCAACGCGAGGAUGGUGAUAAACGACAUAUGUAAACACAUAUGUCAACAAAAACAAACGGAACAGAUAAACAAGUCGCCGAAGGCUCUAUGUCCCCUCAGCUCUGUGUUCAAUCAGCUCUGUGUUCCCUCAGCUCUGUGUUCCCUCAGCUCUAUGUUCCCUCAGCUCUGUUUUCCCUCAGCGUGUUCCCUCAACUCCGUGUUCCCUCAGCUCUGUGUUCCCUCAGCUCUGUGUUCCCUCAGCUCCGUGUUCCCUCAACUCCGUGUUCCCUCAGCUCUGUGUUCCCUCAGCUCCAUGUUCCCUCAGCUGUACCACAACUGGUAUAUCAAAGGCCGUGGUAUGUACUACCCUGCCUAUGGGAUGGUGCAUAUAAAAGAUCCCUUGCUGC
Messenger RNA from Gigantopelta aegis, 1622 nucleotides. RefSeq names its product D-threo-3-hydroxyaspartate dehydratase-like. The record is from RefSeq and is a predicted model, not a curated record. NCBI's taxonomy places the organism in Eukaryota, Metazoa, Mollusca, Gastropoda, Neomphalida, Peltospiridae. Gene Ontology annotation, molecular function: D-serine ammonia-lyase activity. The transcript has 10 exons. Bases 120 to 1253 code for a protein of 377 amino acids. Gene Ontology annotation, biological process: D-serine catabolic process.